CGACGUGGCUUACACAAUACGGCUUACGUUAAAAAUAUUGUAUCCAGGUAUGAUGAACGACGUAACAUACAAGAGAUGCUAGCGAAUGACGAGGACGAUACAUUUCUAAUUGAGUGUAUCGAGCAAUUUGAAAACUGUAUUCCAACCACGAGCCCUAACAAUAACGAAUUAAUCGGUGAAAAUAGCAUCACUGAUAACACUGCUAACACUGCAAAUAUUACGGAUAAUACUGGUACGAUUAAUGAAGAAAACAAACACGAUAUAAAUAAUGAUCGUGACAACUCUAAUGAAUUUUUAAUGGAGGGUGGAGGAUGGCUGUGGCAGGAAUUUCUAAAACUUCCUCAAUCAACGGCGUUAGAAACGAUACAGAGUGGUUACGUUAAUGAAAAACCAUUUGACGCUGUACAAGAUGUCGGCUUAAUUAAUAACGCCGUUUGCGCUGAUAAUAAUAAUGAGUUUCCGCGGUUUUCUCAGGAACUAUCGUUGGAAAUGGAACGGGGCGUUGAUGCUAUACAGAGUAUCUCUAUGGUUAGACCCGUGAUAAUAACAGACAAAUCGUUGGAAAUGGUGCAGAACGAUGAUGAUAUACAAGGCACCUCUUUAGUGGAGUCUACGACAAUAACAGACGAGGUCACCGAUACUAAUAACGGUAUAUCAUCAAUGCAAGUGGGGUGUGAUCGCUCUACUUCUGUAGAAGUGGGGGAAAAAGAAGAGUCGCACGAGAUUAGGAGAGAAGGCGUUGUAGAUGUGGAUCCUAUUGAAGAAAGAGACGCGUUACAACAUGCUCAAAAUGAAGUCGGAGACCCAAUAACAUUUAAUAUAUCGAACGAGAACCAACGCUAUUUCCAACGGUUUGAUGCGUACGGUCGUGAAAUAACGCUCGUUAUUUGUCAGGCUCCAGAGGCUACCGAUCCAUUAAUGUGGCUGGAUAAAGUACUUGUAGAAAUACACGCAUAUCUUACAAAUUCGAGUGAUCCUGACGAUUACAUAGGUGUAACAUUUACAGCCGAUACUUUUUCACUUGGUCCAGUGUGGUUAUCUUUCCGUUAUGUACGCGAUUUUCAAUAUAUAGACUUAUGGGCACUAGUGAGCCGAGCCGCACAAAGCAAUACAAAUUUUUGUAUUAACGAUAGUUGUACGAUAACAUGUUGUGUAAUACGUGGAGUAAACGGAUGUUCGCGAAGAAAAUUAACCCAUGAUAAUGUGGCAAAACGGUCGAUAUUAACGAUAACAAACACCGAUAAUUUAUGCCUCCCACGUUCAUUAGUAACAGCUUUGGCAUAUGCAGAACGCGGUGAAAUUCGUUCGGGUGAGUUACAUCGUUAUUGGAUGGCUAUACGUUUGGCUAGGGGUAAACUACAAAAAGAAAAGGCGCUCGAGCUUGUAAGAAAUGCUAAAAUAGAUAUACCGCCUAAUGGUUGCUCUAUAUCGGAGUUAGAGUAUUUUCAAAAAUAUUUAGCAAACGCAGGUGUAGCUAUAGUUGUAUACGAGGUUGAAACGCUAGGGCAUGGUGGAGAGCCUUUAUAUGAUGGGAUGGCUUAUGUAAUAAAUUCAUUCACCAGCGUCGUACAUACUCUGCGUGUUCUAUAUUAUCGAAGAUUACACCAUUUUGAGCCGAUUCUAAAUUUACGUGCCGCUGUAGGAAGUAGGGGUUUUUGCGUGUUUUGCAAUGUAGCGUAUACUAGAAUAAGCGAUCAUAAAUGUUCGCGCAAAUGUAAUCGUUGUAUGGGCCAACCACGGUGUAUAAUAACCGCAAAUCCCCGUAUUAAAUGUAAUUCUUGUAAACGCUCUUUUUAUAACAACGAUUGUUUUCAACAACAUUUAAAAAACGACGACACAAAUAAGAAAAACAAAAAAAAUAAAAAAAGUGUUUGCGAUACAUUAAAAAUAUGUGACACGUGCUCAAGAUUUAUUGCAAUAGAUAAAAAAAGGGAACAUGAUUGUAAUGCGGUAUAUUGUAAAACAUGUAAAGAUUUUUGUCAUAUUAACCAUUUAUGCUAUAUACAGCCUAUAAAACAAACUACCGAUAAACGACCAAAAAUAUUGUUUUUAUUUUAUGAUUUUGAAACACAACAAAACACACGCAUUAGAGGGGAUGAUAAAAAACGUGUACAUGUACCAAAUUUAUGUGUUGUGCAACAAACAUGUACUUAUUGUUUAGAAGAUAAUGAUGAUGAUAUGACAAAAUUAUGUCAAUAUUGCGGUAUACGUGAAUAUGUAUUUGAUCAAGACCCUGUAAAGCAACUUGUUGAUUUAGCUACAAAGCCACUACGCUCGUUUAGUCGUACAAUUUGUAUCGCCCAUAAUGCGAAAGCUUUUGAUGCUCAAUUUAUUUUGAGACAUUUUGCUACGAGAGGUGGUGUAAAUGAGAUGCCGUCAAUAAUACUAAAUGGUACAAAUAUUGUUGUAAUGACGAUAGGGCACACGACAUUUCUCGAUAGUUUAAAUUAUCUUCAUAUGCCAUUAAGUGCUUUACCAAAAGCUUUUGAACUUAACGGUUGUACUACAAAAGGUAUAUUCCCACAUUUAUUUAAUACACCUGAAAAUCAAAAUUAUAUAGGACCGUUACCAGAUUUGAAAUAUUAUUCAAGUUGUUAUAUGCAAAAUAAUGAGCGCGAACGGUUUUUAUCUUGGUUUACUAAAGCAAAACAAUUAAAUUAUAUAUUUGAUUUUAAAAAAGAAAUCGUACAUUAUUGUAAAAAUGAUGUGACGAUAUUACGUAAAGCCUGCUUAGCUUUUCGUAAAAUGUUUAUUAAAUGUGGUAUGGUUUGCCCUUUCGAGGAAAGUACCACAAUAGCAUCAGCCUGUUCACGUGUUUAUCGUAAAAAUUUUCUUCAAAAAAAUAAAAUUGGUAUUAUACCAACGGGCGGUUAUCGUUGGGGUCAAAAUCAAUCGCGUAAAGCUGUUUCUUGGUUGAUUUGGACAGAGCACGAAUUGGGUCGUGUUAUAGCUCACGCUGGACAUGGUCGUGAGACACGAUUACCCGAAGGUGUUUUAGUUGACGGUUAUUAUGAAGAAAUCAAUAACGGCGUGACGAUUAAACAUGUUUUGCAAUUCCACGGUUGUUAUUGGCAUGGCUGUACCCGGUGCUACACUGUAAAUAGAAACCAAGGAAUCGGUAAUGAUACAAUGGAUGCCCGUUUAGAACGUACUCAGUUUAUUACAGCAAAAAUUAUAGCUGCUGGAUAUGUUUUAACAGAAAUGUGGGAGUGCGAUUAUGAACGUAUUUUAAAAUCUAGAGAAGAUAUGCGUAUAUUUUUAAAAAAUUAUCCAGCUAUAUCUCAGCCUGCGUUAAAUCCCCGCGAUGCUUUUUAUGGUGGUCGUACAGAGAACAUGGUGUCUCUUUACGAUGUAAAGGAUAAUGAGAAGAUACAUUAUGUCGAUGUAUGUUCUCUUUACCCAUAUAUUUGUAAAACAGGUAUAUUUCCUGUAGGACAUCCGAAAAUAUAUGUCGGUGAAGAGUGUCACGAAUUAACGGGUCCUACAGGUGUCGAAAUUGAUAAAAUAGAAGGACUCGUUUAUUGUUCAAUAUUACCGCCGCGUACGCUUUAUCAUCCUGUAUUACCGGUGCGUAUGCAUGGUAAAUUAAUGUUUGCUUUAUGUCGUACAUGUUGCGAAAAUAUGUGUCAAACAGCGUGUACACACGAGAACGUUGCCGAUCGCGAAUUCACCGGUACGUGGGUAGUACAAGAAAUACGCAAAGCUGUAAGUGUUGGUUAUAAGCUUGUAAAUAUUUAUGAAAUUUGGCAAUACGAGGUAACGCAAUAUAAUCCCCAAUCUAAGGAGGGUGGUCACUUCACAGAAUAUAUUAAUACUUUUUUAAAAAUUAAGCAAGAAGCUAGCGGUUGGCCUUCUGAUUGCAGCGAUGAAGAGUCAAAAAAACGAUACAUAGAGGAAUAUGAGCGAGCGGAGGGUAUUAAAUUAGAUCCUGAAAAAAUAUGUAUCAAUCCUGGUCUCCGAGCUGUUUCAAAACUAUGUUUGAAUUCUUUUUGGGGAAAAUUUGGUCAGCGUGAGAAUCUACCUAAAGUUGAAAUUGUAACAACGCGUAAAAGAUUAAUACAACUGCUUUCUAGUAACGAAGUUGAUGUUACAAGUAUAUUACCUGUUAAUGACGAUGUUUUAUAUGUUGGUUAUGUAUAUACAGAUGAAAAUUUAACACCAUCCGCUCUAACAAAUGUUGUGAUAGCUGCAUACACGACAACUCAAGCGCGUUUAAAAUUAUAUGAAUAUCUUGAGCACCUCGGAGAUAGGGCUUUAUAUUGCGAUACCGAUUCAUGUAUAUACGUAAGCAAUAAUUCUCAGAACGCUUAUGAACCACCAACAGGUAAAUUGUUGGGUGACUUGACGAAUGAAUUAGCGUGCUACGGUGAGGGUAGUUACAUUAAAUCUUUUGUUUCGGCUGGUCCGAAAUUUUACGCAUUUCUUGUACGUAAACCCGAUAGUACCGUAGAAAUUUGCAAAGCUAAAGGUAUAACUCUUAAUUUUGCAAACAAUAAAUUAAUCAACUAUUAUUCCGUCAGAUCACUCGUUACAGAUAAAGGAGAUACGUCGAUAACGCUUCAUUUUGACUCUAUCAGACGUACGGAGCUUCAUAACGUAAUAACGAGUACAGAGACUAAAACAUGUAAGCAGACAUUUGAUAAACGAAGACGGUACGGGCCUUAUGGGUCGUUACCAUACGGUCAUUGUAAUUUAUAA
Messenger RNA from Solenopsis invicta (red fire ant), 4698 nucleotides. RefSeq lists its product as uncharacterized. The transcript has 4 exons. Gene Ontology annotation, molecular function: DNA binding; DNA-directed DNA polymerase activity; nucleotide binding. Gene Ontology annotation, biological process: DNA replication. The record is from RefSeq and is a predicted model, not a curated record. Lineage: Eukaryota; Metazoa; Arthropoda; Insecta; Hymenoptera; Formicidae. The coding region runs from base 76 to 4698 and encodes 1540 amino acids.